AUGGCGCGCGUCUUGGAAGGCAAAUUUGGCAUCGUCACAGGUGGAUCGCGGGGAAUCGGUGAAGCGAUUGCCUGCAAUCUGGCCGCCAAGGGCUGCUCCCUACUUCUCAACUUCACAUCCGAGUCCUCGCGCUCUCACACAGAAGAAUUGUGCGCCUCCCUCGCCUCGACCCAUGGCAUUCGUUGCGAAGCCGUCCAGGCCGAUCUGAGCAAGCCCGAGGAGGCCGUGAACGAGAUCAUCAACGCCGCAAAAGAGAAAUUCAGCUCUUCAGGCAAGCUGAAGAUUGACAUCUUGAUCAAUAAUGCCGGCGUCGCGGGAGACCGCAAUUUGAAUGACGCCGCCCGUGGGCCCAUCGCCCCAGAGCACUUCAAUUGGCAGUACACCAUCAACGUCCUCGCUCCACUACUCCUCACCCAAGCCGUUGCCCCCUACCUCCCCACCGAUCGCAGCGGCCGCAUCGUCAACACCUCCAGUGUCUCGUCCUCGCUUGGUUUCGUCGGCCAGUCAAUCUAUGGUGGAACCAAGGCUGCGCUUGAGUCCAUGACUCGCACAUGGGCGCGUGAAUUGGCAGACCGCGCGACUGUCAAUGCUGUCAACCCCGGACCUGUCAUUGGCGAUAUGUACUUCAAGGCAGGUGAGGCUUUCUGGAGUGAUAUUCAAGGAUACCAGGACAAUACCCCCAUGAGCAAGUUGGUGGAGAGUGAUCCGGAAACUAUGGGUCGAUUGAGCGAGGAGCAAGUUCGUUUGAUUAAAGAGAAGAUGGGUGGCCGGAGACCUGCAUUUACCAGCGAAGUCGCUUGCACUGUCGGCAUGCUGUGUACCCCUGAUGGUAUCUGGACCACCGGCAGUGUGGUUUGUGCAAACGGGGGAAUGAAGAUGGGACAGUAA
Molecule: messenger RNA, 888 nt
Organism: Penicillium maclennaniae
Lineage: Eukaryota; Fungi; Ascomycota; Eurotiomycetes; Eurotiales; Aspergillaceae
Product: SDR family NAD(P)-dependent oxidoreductase
Exons: 2
Coding region: 1-888 (295 amino acids)
Molecular function (GO): oxidoreductase activity, acting on the CH-OH group of donors, NAD or NADP as acceptor
Source: RefSeq, a predicted model, not a curated record